Messenger RNA from Acromyrmex echinatior (Panamanian leafcutter ant), 11807 nucleotides. It is a transcript of the gene mask, whose product is annotated as multiple ankyrin repeats single KH domain. Gene Ontology annotation, cellular component: cytoplasm. Gene Ontology annotation, biological process: innate immune response. Gene Ontology annotation, molecular function: RNA binding; protein binding. NCBI's taxonomy places the organism in Eukaryota, Metazoa, Arthropoda, Insecta, Hymenoptera, Formicidae. The record is from RefSeq and is a predicted model, not a curated record.
GGCUCAACCGCGCCGCGGUUCGUCAAAGCUAAGAAUCGCUAAGCGCCGUGCGCUAGACUAAAGUGACGGCGGACGGCGGACGGCCGAGUGUGGACGGAUGUGCGAUCACUGCGAUCAUUACGAUCCGCGGCGCGGCCGGCCAACCGCGAGACGCGAGCACCGAACAUCGAACACGAGCAGCAGCAGCAGCAGCGAGCGGCGAGAACGAGAACGAGAAGUGAAAAGUGGUAAUAGUGGUAUAUUGGAGAGUCUGCUCUGGUCUCGCUCGCCGUCGUCGGCCAUAGUGAAAAUGGCGGGUAUUAGCUUACGUGAAUGACGACGACCGUUCGCCUCCCGAGAGCUUAUAAUCGCACAGUCGCGGAGAGAUUUCGAGUGUACGGUGUGUGCUUUGCCGCAGUAUAUCAGCGAGGUAACUGUGUGUCAUAUGAUUUAUCUGGGGGGUAAAGAUGCAGAAUGUAGCACAAGGAACGACCUCGGAUAGCCAGAAAAGCCUCGAGAAGCCAGUCUUGCAGCCAGCAGCAGCAGCGGUAUUACCAUCACCACUACCAGCGAACGUUCACCACGACACUGGAAAAACGUCAUCGACUCCCCAGUCUUCGAAUUCGAGUCCCACGAAAUCGGAGACUGAGACCUUCUCCGAGCUGCAACCGCGUUUUAUGACAGAUUCGUCAGAGAGCGAGGAGGACAGCGUUUCCGAGGUGGAGUGCUUUGCGAUCGAUCAGGUUGAAUUGGACGAAGAUCAUCCCGAGUCGUCGAAAUUCUUACUGACACCUGAAGAUCCCGAACGUUCUGUGGAUCCUGAGACUCAAGCGCGUCUCGAAGCACUUCUCGAAGCGGCCGGCAUUGGGAAACUAUCAUCGGGUGAUGGAAAGCACUUGCCCGACCACGAGGUUCUCCGUCGCUUAACAUCGAGUGUUUCUUGUGCAUUGGAUGAAGCUGCGGCAGCAUUAACACGUAUGCGCAGUGACAACCCGCGUACACCGAACGAAAAGCGUUCUCUCGUCGAGGCGUGCACCGACGGAGACGUCGGUACCGUUCGGAAAUUAUUAACGGAGGGCCGAAGUGUCCACGAGACCACCGAGGAGGGAGAAAGUCUGCUCUCUCUCGCUUGCUCAGCUGGUUACUACGAACUUGCUCAGGUACUUUUGGCGAUGAAUGCUAAUGUAGAAGAUCGUGGCAUCAAGGGGGACUGCACCCCUUUGAUGGAAGCUGCUAGUGCAGGGCAUGUAGAUAUUGUAUCUUUACUGAUUGCCCAUGGAGCUGAUGUUAAUGCUCAGUCUACGUCAGGUAAUACACCCCUUAUGUAUGGAUGCGCCGGUGGACACGAAGAGGUUGUACGUGUCCUACUAAAUUCGGGAGCCAAUGUUGAGGAUCACAAUGAGAAUGGUCAUACACCUCUCAUGGAAGCGGCAAGCGCUGGGCAUGUUCCAGUCGCUAAGAUAUUGCUUGAACACGGAGCUGGCAUUAAUACUCAUUCCAAUGAAUUUAAAGAGUCUGCGUUAACGUUGGCCUGCUACAAGGGACAUUUAGAAAUGGUCCGUUUCUUGCUAGAAGCUGGUGCCGAUCAGGAGCAUAAAACCGACGAGAUGCAUACCGCCCUUAUGGAAGCAUCAAUGGACGGUCACGUGGAAGUUGCUCGUUUACUUUUAGAUUCAGGUGCCCAAGUAAAUAUGCCGACGGAUAGUUUUGAAUCGCCAUUAACAUUAGCUGCCUGCGGGGGUCACGUGGACCUGGCUAUGCUUCUGAUCGAACGUGGAGCAAAUAUCGAGGAAGUUAACGACGAGGGUUAUACUCCAUUGAUGGAAGCAGCGCGCGAGGGUCAUGAAGAGAUGGUUGCUUUACUUUUGAGCCAAGGUGCAAACAUCAAUGCUCAAACUGAGGAAACUCAGGAAACGGCGCUUACUUUGGCCUGUUGCGGUGGUUUCUUGGAAGUUGCCGAUUUUUUAAUCAAGGCGGGAGCGGAUAUCGAGCUGGGCGCAUCUACUCCUCUAAUGGAGGCUGCACAGGAAGGGCACUUGGAUCUUGUUCGAUAUUUAUUGGAAUCUGCGGCAGAUGUUCACGCUCAGACGCAAACAGGAGAUACAGCAUUGACAUACGCAUGCGAGAACGGUCACACUGACGUUGCUGAUCUUCUAUUGCAAUUUGGCGCUGAUCUAGAGCACGAAUCAGAAGGAGGUAGAACUCCACUGAUGAAGGCUUGUAGAGCGGGCCAUUUGUGCACAGUUCAAUUCCUCAUCUCGAAGCGCGCCGAUGUCAAUCGACAAACGACAAAUAAUGAUCACACACCACUUUCCUUGGCGUGUGCUGGUGGUCACCUUGCAGUGGUUGAGCUACUUCUUGCACAAUCUGCGAAUCCUUUUCAUAAAUUAAAAGAUAACUCUACUAUGCUGAUAGAAGCAGCAAAAGGGGGUCACACUCCUGUUGUUCAACUCUUAUUGGAUUAUCCUCAUAGUAUUAUGAUGAGUGCUCCUCAUAGUGCUGCACCUGCGCCCAUGCUAUUACCACAACAGCAACAACAGCAGCCACAACUGCAACAGCAGCAGCAGCAGCAAUCACAACAACAGCAACAACCACAACAUAUAAGUCAUCAACAACACGUACCUCACUCUCAACAAACAUCUACACAACCACAGCAGCAACAACAACAACAACAACAACAACAACAAGCUGCCGAGCAACAACAAGCGCAAAAUCUUCAACCCAAACAUAAUACGCAAAAAUCAUUGUUAAGAAAAAAUCGAUCAGUGACUAUGAUGCCCGAUAUGAGCCUUACUUCUGCCGAAGCGCAACAAGUUCGUUCACAGCCCGCAGGAGAAUCAACCACUACUAUUAAGGACGAUACCAAUAUUCUUGAUAAAGGCAGUGGGGGUUUUACAAGUUUGUCAGAACCUAAUAUUAGUCUUAGUCCGACGCCAGCAGCGUCAACGCAAGUGAUACAUGUCAGCGAAAGUCGGAAAGCUGUAACUAGGCAAGAGCAAAUCCUUCACAAGCAACAAAUACUUGAAGAACUGCAAAGGGUAGAACGAGAACUACAAAUUAAAGGAGCAGGACAUUUGUUUUCUGGUCCACGGAAUUCAAUUAUUAAUCAAUCUCAACAGCAGCAGCAAGAUCCUAGUGAGACAGACGCAUUAUUACCGGGCAUGUUGAAUAUUGACUUGCCAGCUCAGUCGACAUCUCCUCAUGGUUUAGUUUGCAAUACAACCGGUAUGUCUGGUGGUUCACUGACGUAUCCAGGGGUGCACACUAACGACGCAGCGUUGGUGUGCAGCGCUUAUCUUGAUGGUAAAAUAAUGGGGAUGCAAGCUGCACAAUUCCAGAAAACGCUUUCCGUGGUUCCAACCGCGACGGAAACGUUCCCCACAAAUACAUUUCCUUCCUCACCUCCCUUGUCUCUUGCGCCAUUACCUGUUACAACUACUACCACCGUAUCACUCAUUAGUGCUACUUCUUCAACAACUACGCCGAGUCCGCCGAGCAUUUCUACGCCUCCAACCGUUAUAGCCGUUUCUCAAUCGCCUAUUACUGCAAGCAGCGACGUCAGCCAAAAUACUGCUAUAAGCGAUCGUCCGAAAGCUAAACCCGUAUCAAAAAAGGAAGGAAAAAAUGUACGAAAAGCUACGUCUAGUAUGGGGAUGGCAAAAUUACAGCAGACACAAGCAACCAUAAUGGCUGGACUUCACCAACAAUAUCAACAGAAACAACGUCAGCAUCCUUCUUAUCAAGUGCAACAGCUACAGCAACUAAAUCAACAACUGCAACUUCAGUUGGAUCAAGUGCAGAUACAACAAUCGCAGCAGCCACAAUCGCAACCGCCACAACAAUCUCACCAACAAACUCAUUCACAGCAAACCAAUAUAGUUGCUAAUAGCACUGGUAGCAUACUUAUGCCCACUCAAUUGAUGUCGCACUUGCAUCCUACGCAUCAUCAUUUGCACAAUCAGCAAACGGCGCAAGAAAAUCUUCCUGAACAAACGGAUCCUGAAUUGACGCGAAAAUACAGAGAAAGCGCGUGCGCGUUUUUUACUGGCGCUCAGAAAUCUAAAACUUUCUCGCCUAACGAGAGAGUAUUGAAAUUAGAGGAUGGCACGGAUAUUCCUAUCGAUGAUGCGUUUGAAAUUUUUCGUUCCAUCAAUUUCGACGAUCCAGUUGACACAACAGAAGAUCAAGAGAAGCUUGAGUUAAAAAGAUUGGAUGUAUCGAAUAACAAGGAACAGCAACAACAGCAACAUUUGCAUACUACACAAAUAGUUCAGCAAAGUGGAAGUCCUCACGUAUCCCAAGAAUAUUUUACUCCUGUGCUAUCAGUACCUUCGGUUUCUUUACCGGCCUUACCGUCAUUGCAAGUGACCAGCGCUGGUGUUCAAAUAGAGGCAGACAUAUCAGCGGGUUUACAACUAACAAGUACGCAAUCCUUGCAAAAUCCAACGCUGAAGAAUCGUCUGAGGGCCUUCGAGGAAGGUUUCCGUCAAGGUAGCAUACAUUUUCGCGAAUGUAUGCAACAUAUUAGCAGCGAUACUUUCCAACCUCAAUUGUUGCUUCAGUCCUCUCAAAUAACAUUUCCUACACAAACAUUACCAGCUGUGAGUGGCGCACCGGGGAUAAUAGAUAGUAUACCUCCUCAUCAAUCAAGUAAUUAUGUGCAAUCCACAACUUGCAGCACUAAUCAAGUUCAAGUUGCUACCCAGACUCAAGCACCCGCUACUACAACAACUGCGAACGUUGCUACCUCCGAUAAGAAACAAGUGUAUACCGCACCAACAACCGGCAAGGGCAAGAAGGCCAGAUAUCCUCUCCUGUCUCAGCAACAGUCUUGCCAGCAACAACAAACUGCCAAUGCUCAACAAACUCCUAACUUUCCUGCGCAAAACUAUCAGCUAGAUCCAGCGACAGGUGUCCCAACGGUCGGUGGAUACGCGUCUAACCAAGUUCCACCCGCUCCGUUUUCGUGUAUAGAUGUUGAUUCAGAAACUGACAGCAAUCACGAUACUGCGCUGACUUUGGCUUGUGCGGGAGGGCAUGAAGAUCUUGUAGAACUUCUUCUGAGUCGCGGUGCAGAUAUAGAACAUAGAGACAAGAAAGGAUUUACGCCGCUUAUUUUGGCCGCAACAGCUGGUCAUCAAAAAGUAGUUGAAAUUCUACUCAAUCAUGGAGCUGACAUAGAAGCACAAUCUGAACGUACCAAGGACACACCACUGUCUCUCGCAUGCAGUGGUGGUAGAUACGAAGUAGUUGAGCUUCUACUCAACCGCGGCGCAAACAAAGAACAUCGCAACGUUUCUGAUUAUACUCCCUUGAGUUUGGCUGCAUCCGGUGGUUAUGUGAAUAUAAUAAAGCUUCUACUGAGCCAUGGUGCCGAAAUUAAUUCACGAACUGGUUCGAAAUUAGGCAUAUCUCCGCUAAUGUUAGCAGCUAUGAAUGGUCAUACCGCGGCAGUUAAAUUACUAUUGGAUAUGGGGAGUGAUAUUAACGCGCAAAUCGAGACGAACCGUAAUACAGCAUUGACACUCGCAUGCUUUCAAGGAAGACACGAGGUCGUUAGUCUUCUUCUCGAUCGAAAAGCCAAUGUUGAACAUCGAGCUAAAACGGGUUUAACACCAUUAAUGGAGGCCGCUAGUGGUGGAUACGUCGAAGUCGGGCGUGUGUUACUUACUAAAGGUGCAGACGUUAAUGCUACGCCUGUACCGUCAUCUCGUGAUACUGCUCUCACAAUUGCUGCUGAUAAAGGACACUGCCGUUUCGUAGAACUCUUAUUAUCGAGGGGAACUCAGGUCGAAGUAAAAAAUAAAAAAGGGAACAGUCCACUAUGGUUAGCUGCAAAUGGAGGGCACCUUAAUGUUGUGGAUUUGCUGUUUCAUGCAGGUGCCGAUAUUGAUUCACAAGAUAAUCGUAAGGUUUCCUGUCUAAUGGCCGCAUUCCGAAAAGGUCAUAUUAAAGUGGUCAAAUGGAUGGUGAAUCAUGUAACGCAAUUCCCAAGCGAUCAAGAAAUGACGAGAUACAUAGCUACAGUUAGCGAUAAGGAACUUUUGGAAAAAUGUCAUGAAUGUGUGAAAGUUAUAAGAGCUGCCAAAGAGACGCAGGCCGCUAAAGCAAAUAAGAAUGCAAGUAUAUUGUUGGAAGAACUCGAUAUGGAAAAAAAUAGAGAGGAAUCGAAGAAAGCGGCUGCUGCGCGUAGACGAGAGAGAAAGAAAAAAAAGAAGCUCGAGAAGAAGGAGGAGAAACGUAAACUUCAUGAAGAAUACAAGAAGAAUGAGACAGUUUUUGAGGAUAAGGAAGAAAGCGGAAAGAAAUCGGACGAAGAAUGCGAUCGAGCGGAUGACAGCGAGCAUGAGGGCGGCGACGAAAGAAUGGAGAGCGUGCCGUCUCCUGUAAACAGAAGCCCAGAAGAUCCCGAUAGAGAAGAGGGUGACAGUGGAAUAGAUGCAAACAGUCAGGGAAGCUGUAGUAGCAAUGAUGUAAAAGCGAGAGAGAAAAAGAAGGAAAAGAAGAAAAAGAAGAACAAUAGUCCUAAUAACAACGAUAAGGAUACGUCCCCACAGCGUUCGUCCAAGACCCUUCUUUCACAAAACACCAAUUUAUCUCAAAAUAUAGCGACAUCGACAAAAUCCCAAAAUAACACUUUGGAAAAGCGAAUUAUAAAUAACGUUACCAGCGCAAUAUCUGUAUCUACAACUUCGGUCACAACUACUAGAACAUCCACUACCGUCAGUUCCGAUCGAAAGCUGAAAGGACAAUUAGUUUUUGAGUCCUCCAGACAUCCCGCUGAUAGAGAAGAUUUUGAAGCAACUGGCAACGAGACUUAUAUUCCUGGCAAAGGAAAAAAGUCUUAUAAUAAUCAGUACGAUGGAGAUGUUCUAAACACAUCGACGAAAGCGAACAACACUAGCCCUAAACAAAGCGGAAAACGCGAAGAAGGAUGGAAGGAAGUUGUACGAAAGGGACAAUCGGAUGAUUCAGGCAGAUUUAUGAAUUCACCGUUCCGUUCUAAGAAAGUAUCCGUUCCCCCAAAUGCUAUCAGCCGAGUGAUAGGUAGGGGUGGCAGUAAUAUAAAUGCUAUUCGUGUUGCAACUGGUGCGCACAUCGAAGUAGAAAAGCAAAGUAAAUGCCAAGUGGAAAGAAUCAUUACGAUUAAGGGCUCAUCUGAAGCAACAAAACAAGCUCAUUCAUUGAUAUCAGUACUUAUUAAGGAUCCAGAUGUAGAUAUAUUACAGAUGCUUCCGAAAUCAAAACUCAAUGUCGUAACAACCUCUUCGUGGGACAAAUCUGUCUCCACUGUUGCUGCAAGUAAAACGAAAAUUGGUGGUUCUGUUAAUAAAUCAUCUAAUCUGGCAUCCAGUACAACCAGUAACCAAAUUAAUAAAUCAGGAUAUCCUUCAGGUGUGUCCACUACUAAUCCCUUGGUUCCUAUUCGCUCAUCAAGCAUGAAGCUUGCUGGUGCUUUUCCUACUUCUUUGCCACGUGCGACAGCGCCUAGACUUAUGGCCGCAGCGGAGAAACGUGCUCAAGGCGUAAUCCAAAUGGCGUCCUCAUCAAACACCAAGACGACAAUGUCGUAUACGAGUGCGAUUAUGACCGCCGGUAGAGCGGGGACAAAGAUUGUCACGACCAGCACGACGCAGACAUUCGCGGCGAAGCUAUCCGAGAUCACUGCCUCGACUCACAGUUCCACUACCGUCAUGCAGUCCAGUCACACCGCACCGGUAAAGCAACAGAAGCCCAUGGCGCAUGCUACGACCGUAACUAUCAUGUCGGCCACAUCUGCGGCAACUGCUCACACAACCAGCCAGCAACAACAGUCCAUAGUCAGUACAUCGCCGAAACACUGCCGAUCACUGCCCACCUUGACCGCCCCGUCGGCAAUAGCAUCUCACUAUUCCGGGAAGUCGAGUUACCCUCCAGGAACGAUUGCGAUUUCGUCGUCACCAGCCACAAACGCCGUGAUGACAACGAACUGUCCGGAAAAUUCAAUCGUCUCGACGUCUGCCAGUUCCGUUCGAGUGACACCUUCGCCACCGGUUGUAGCGCUGCAAACGCAGACAUUGCCACCACCACUACCAACGGCACAACAACAGCAGCAACAGCAACAACCGAUGCAACAACAACAAUCGCAACAAAAUAUUCGCAGCACUACGCCGAUUGUGACUCAAGAGCAUCAGCAGCAACAACAGCAGCAGCAGCAACCUAGCAGCACGCCUCUAGAGUAUUCUCUGUUUAACGAUACUUUUACUAAAGUCACGCAACAGUCAAUGUGGGGAGGAAGAGAAAAUGAAACUCAAAAAGGCAUGAAUUUUGCGACUGUUGCGGGCGGUGGUGUAUCGUCAAACACGAACUCCGGCCCAUCUGCGGCUAAGUUUGAUAGUUCUCCACCGCAGGUAGAUGCGUCCAAAGCUCCGGGAUACCGUGGUACUGCAAUGUGUUCUCCGGUAUCCAGCAAGCCGGGUAACACAAGCAAUACUUCGACCAACGUGAUUGGCAGCGUGGUAUCAUGUUCCGUGCACAACAAUCCUAUGCAGCCCGCGCAAUUUCAGUCUUCGACGAGCUACAGCGAGCAUCCAUUACCGAACAAGCCGCCCGGUAGUCUAGCGGUGGCUAGACCAGUAAUACCCCAACAGAACAUUGAUAUGGGAACGGGCAUGGCAGCACAGUUCAAUAGACCAGCGGUUUUUCAGGGUGAUCUAACAACACGGAACGCGACGACCCAUCAACCGGCAGCACACGUGAUACCAUCUACAUCACAGCCGACACUGGACGUCAGUCUGUUCAAGGCGGCGAACAGCAGCAGCGGCAAUUAUGAGCAUCCGAACGUCAACUCUAGCCUGUUAAAAAUGAUGCCGAACGAUAGUCAGAGUAGCGCCGGUCAUUCUCUGCUACCGUUUCAUCCUCACAUGCAGAGUUUCGCUCAGACUAUUGCGCCAUCCGCCUCCGUGAUUAACACCACCGUUAGUAUGUCAAGAUUGAAUCCGCGCGCCCCUGACUUCUCCAGUUCGCUUCACCUGAGCAAUAAGCCACAAGUGACGAUGUUCAAUGCUGCCGCCGGAUCAGCAGGAUUGCACCCGGCCAACAUGUUUGCCGCAACCGUGCCGGCGCCACCGCCGUCCGCCAUACAAUCCAAUAAUCUGGCGAUGCUCGGCAACUAUCAGUUGGGAAAAUAUCAAGCGCCCUCGCGGGCAACGCCAGCAGCGAACACUGGCAUCUCCACGACCGCUCAGACGACCCGCUGGCCGUUUGCCACACCGGCACCACAUACUAGCUACCCGCCACACCAGGAUCCCAUGAUAAGCCAGAUGGGAUUCUCUAAUCAACUUACCAACAUUGGCGGUCAACCCGGCGGUGGUGGCAUCGAUCUGAUUACGACUCUGGAGAACGGUGGUUCGCCGGCCAUAUCUCCCUCGUCGCCGGCGCAAGUCGUUCAGGAAAUGAACCAACUCAAAAUCGAAGAUCGCAAAGUACCACGACCGAUCGGUACUGAAAGAGCAACGUGGAAGAAUUACUCGGCAGCUGGCAUGGGUCCGGGCGGGGACGCCGAUUCCAUCAGUUGGAUGCUCAAUGAGAAACUAGCAUGGUCGAAUUGCAACCUGGCGCCUGGUAUCGACAGGCACCAGAUGUUUCGAUCGAAUCCCACUUAUAAUCAACGUAUAUCCAAUGUCGAACCUGAGCUUCAUCAAAUGAUGGAAUCUUCCUUCCAGGGCCAUGUGAAUACACAACAGCCUUUUCCGACUAAUAACGGAAAUACGACAAUGUCACUCAUACCAGCAUUGGCGUUAUUGCCGGGACAAUUUGACCUGGCAGAACUCCCGCCGGGCGAGCAGAAUAAGAUAGAUCCACCUGCGUGGGGAAUGCCCGAUGCUGUACAAGACAAGCAACAUCCGGCAUGGACUAAAUGGACUCAUUAAAAAACACAAGAACUGAUUGUGCUAACACAGCUUCAACCUCUAAAUCUUAACAUAUUUUCAUAUUUUGGAUCUGACGAUGAGAAACGAAGAGAUAGUAAUAGCGAUAGUCUGAAUUGGAUCAAUUAUUUGUAGGCACAUAAAUUAUAUUACAAUCUUAUUAUAUUCAUUCAAACCCAGAUUCUCUCUUAAUAUUGCUUGUCACACUAGAGGAUAAGACGAUAAAUCCUUAAUUAUUCAAUUUAUUGCUAAUAUAUUUCCCGAGUUAAUUACAGAAGCAAUUAUAAGCAAUAUCCACAAGAGUAAAAGAAAAAGAAAAGAGAGUCUGUGUCGAUUAAGGAAAACAACAGUAGGAUAAUAACAAUGUAAUUAAUUAUAAUUACCUCAGAUCUGUGUUAUGCUUUUCAUAGUCGUACAACAUGUUCCGUUAUUAAUCGUUGAUCAGCAGAAACGUUGUUAUUCCUCAAUAAUUGAAUGUUAAUAAUGAUGAUUUAUUUUCUAUUGUCGAAAGAAUCUGAAUUUGUGAUAUUCGGAAAUAAUUCGGAUUGCGAUAUUUUGAAACAUAUUUGUCAAAUCCUUUAAAAAUAUCAUAUAAUAUAUAAAAUGAUCUAGAUACACAUAAAACAAUAUGUACACAUAAAAUUUACAUUUUGCAUCGCCACUUUAGUCUCUAGUAGCGUUAACUGACGUUUAAAAUUUUACUAGAUAUAUAAAUACUAGAUAUAUAAAUCCACAUUAUUAUGAGACAGACUCGUAAUAGCGAAGCGUAUUCGCCAGAUCACAAUGAUUCAGUUAUAUAUAUUUUUCAUAACAUGUUUUAAAUCGCUACUUCAGUCUGUACAAUGCAACGAUGGAACAUUUGACACAGAUCGUAUCACAAGUGGAUACGAAUUAUUAUAUCCAAGACAAAGCUCUUUCUUCGAAUUACGAUUAAUUUAAAAUUUCGUUUGCUUGCGUUGAGGACAGCUGUGUUUCUAGCACCACCAUAUCGAACGAUAGGUGAUGAAAAUUACGUGUUACUAUUUAGAGCGCUGUAAAGAAACGCUGUAAUUUUACGAACAUGUUACAAUCGUGUAAAUAAUUGCUUUGCAAAACGAGAGAUUCCGAUUACUUCCAUGUUGCAAAUUGAGAGUGAAGAAUUGAGACUGAAGAAGACAGUCCGAAUAAAAGAUACGAAGAAAGUCUUGGGAACCAUAUUGGCUUCGAACCUGGGUACAUAUUGCUCUUCUUCCACUUUUGCACUUACGCUUGAAUUCAUUAUUGUAACUCUGUCAAUUUUGACUGUUGCUUCUAAACUGUGCUCCUCCAGAACAGAUAGGUAGUAAUUAGAGAAAAACAAAGAGAGGAGCGUUCCUUAGCACUGUAGACUCUCGCGAUCGUCGAUUACAUCUUAAUCGCCCCCUUGAAGAGCACUUUCACUUUAUUUCCACCUAGACGAACGUUUAUAUAGUUUUUCAUUGACAAGUUACGUUAGUGUUACUUGAUCAUUUACUUGAUCGAAGAUACGAACAAAAUGAAAACGAUGAGCGACACAAUUCCAACCGAUUACUUAAAGGGUGAUUAAAUAAAGGAGGUUUCAUUGGCCACACAACCGUUCCGGUAUAAUACAUUUUCAUCUUUGCAUUUUGUUUCGUAGAUGAAGUUCUUUAUCGAAUAAUUAAUGAGCAUCGCGUAAUAUGAAUCGCGUACUGUUUCAAGCAGAUUCAUCAGAUACAGAUUAUCACGAGCGAAUUUUUAUCAAGCUCACACAGCACGCAGAACGUGAAAAUUCUAUAUGUACCCCAUACACGCGUAAACGUCGCGACCAGGUUCUCGGGAAAAUCGAAUUUAUCGUAAACGUUACAAGAGAUAUGUCACGAAUCGAAUACGCAAUGUACUAAUAAUAUAUUAUAUAUACCGAAUCCUAUUCAGAUCAAUGAA